This is a messenger RNA of Triplophysa dalaica, 1123 nucleotides long. RefSeq names its product glutathione S-transferase kappa 1 (gene gstk1). The record is from RefSeq and is a predicted model, not a curated record. Bases 240 to 923 code for a protein of 227 amino acids. Gene Ontology annotation, molecular function: glutathione peroxidase activity; glutathione transferase activity. The transcript is spliced from 8 exons. Gene Ontology annotation, biological process: glutathione metabolic process. Gene Ontology annotation, cellular component: peroxisome; mitochondrion. Lineage: Eukaryota; Metazoa; Chordata; Actinopteri; Cypriniformes; Nemacheilidae.
UCACGUGACAGACUCAUUUCAAGCGUACUGCAGUGCUCCGGAACACUGUCUGUUUUAAAGCACUAGCACUAGUUUUUGGAAAACUCGAAAUGCUUUUGUUGUAGUUUUAAGUUAGUUGUGAUUUUAGCAAUAAUAAUAAAAACUGCCGUGCCCAGGAAGGGGUUCAGCCACAGGACGGUAGAUCUGUCGCAAAGUCCAGACAGUUGUGACCUUUGACCUUCUCCACAAUCUACUGAAGGAUGUCCAGAAAAGUUGUGGAAUUGUUUUAUGAUGUUGUCUCCCCCUAUUCCUGGUUGGGAUUUGAGGUGCUGUGUCGCUACAGAAAUGUGUGGAACAUCGACCUCAAAUUGAAACCUGCUUUUUUAGGGGGAGUCAUGCAUUCAUCAGGUAACCGCCCCCCUGGAAUGGUCCCCAAUAAGUUUCUGUACAUGGUGACUGAUCUACAUCGACUGGCUGAGUAUUUUGGAGUGCCUUUGUCUCAACCAUCUAACCCUGCUGAGGCCAUGUUUGAGAAAGGGUCUCUCCCUGCAAUGCGUUUUGUGACAGCUGUGGCAGAGAAACAUAAAGACGACGAUGUACUGGUGGAGAAAGUGUCUAGAGAACUGUGGAAAAGGAUCUGGAGCACUGAUCAAGACAUUACCCAGCCUGCCUCACUCACGGAGGCAGGAUUAAAGGCAGGCCUCUCAGCCAGUGAAGUGGAGGAAUUACUCCUCCUUGCCACAUCUCAGACGGUCAAAGACAAGCUGAAGAAUGUCACAAAGCAAGCACUGGAUCACAAAGGUUUUGGUUUCCCACUGACAGUGUGUCAUGUGAACGGAAAGCCGGAAGUCUUCUUUGGGUCUGACAGAUUUGAGCUUAUGGCACAUUGCAUUGGUGAGAAGUGGGUGGGGCCUCAGCCUACCAAGCUCACAGCCAAAAUGUGAUAUGUGAACACGACUCACCUACAUUUUGUGUAUAUCAAAAUUUCUGUAUAGAAUUUUAAAACUAAUUCAAAUAUGCGUGUAAUGUAUUUUUUUAGUUAAGGGCUAAUUCAAGGCAUCAUCUAUCAAAGACUAGUAAAGUUUAGCUGUCUUUUUCAUUCCAAAUAAUAAAAGCUGAAUAAAGGUGAAAAUUCUGCCUGAAA